Molecule: messenger RNA, 21579 nt
Organism: Schistosoma haematobium
Lineage: Eukaryota; Metazoa; Platyhelminthes; Trematoda; Strigeidida; Schistosomatidae
Exons: 5
Coding region: 17642-18250 (202 amino acids)
Biological process (GO): regulation of mRNA splicing, via spliceosome
Cellular component (GO): nucleus
Molecular function (GO): mRNA binding
Source: RefSeq, a predicted model, not a curated record
AAUUAAUUAUUUCUUAUAUUCUAAAAUUAAUAAUCACCACGUAGAGGAGUUUAUAAAUAUAUAAGCUAAAAAAGGACCUUUUUUUCAAUUGAUUAUCUGGUUUAUAUAAGUUCAUAAUUGGACUAUGAAAAAGAGUGAUAUUAAGAUUGUGAUAGAUGUGCCAAAUCUAUGAGAGAUGUGGUAUAUCUUACUGGCAUGUUAAUUAGCUUAGUAAACAUCAAAAUUAAGCAAGUGACAUGAAGAGGAAUUCGAAACUUAGAGUUUUUCCAUAUGGUAAGUAUCCUCUUUUCUCUAAUUAUUCUGCUCACAUCAGAUGCAUUUGAAUACUGUAGUGAUCUUAAUGCUGCAUAACAAUUUGAGAAGUCUUAUCAUUUCUAUGUCUAUACAUUCCGUCCAGUCAGUUUGAGAAUUAAGAAUUUCUAAAUGUUCGAUUGUAUAAGUAAUUAAGCAUUAUUCAGAAUGAAGUUGUGCCGGUUAGUGCAAUCAAUUUAUGGUUUGGUUGGAGUUAACUUUUCUUUGUUUUUAUAACCAGUUGGUUUUACAUAAAUGUAUGGAUGCAAAAGAUAUUCACAUUAUACUGUCCACUUAUUUUAUAAUUUUUGUAAAGUUUAAAAAAGCGUUAUUUUAUCAAUGAUACUUAAUCACUGAUCACUUUAAACCCUAUAAAAAAUAAUUGGAAACUUUACUCAAACUUGAGUGUUACGAAAUCUAUUCCAGACCGAUCAACACAGUUUCAAAUUACUUUGUUGUCUCGGUGUACUCUAAAACUAAUAAUAAGAUAAGUAACUUUGCCCUAUCAUUUGUACAUCUUAAUAAUUGUGUGGAGAUAUUAUUUAUAGUAAGAUUUAGACUAAAUGUUUUAUUUAUCUGUUGGGUUAACUCAUAUUAUCUUUACAUUGUAUCGAAUACCAGUCAUUAUGUGCGUAAAGGGCAUUUUCAUAUCAAACUGUCAUAUGUUUGAUACACAUUUAAAAAACCUAGUGUCUCCAUACCUUUUAAAUGAGAUUUAUUACCUUGAGAAACAAUUCAUAAACGAAAAUGAAAUGUUGCACGUAUGUUAAGUAUACUGUGAUUUGCUGACAGUAGACUUUACUGUGUCAUUAUAUAUACAUAUAUAUGUCACAGAUUAUAAUGUACAAUGUAUAUAGUACGACGUCGUUUGUCAUGUGAUAAACGAAUGACACAAUGUUUUAUUGACAAAAGUAGUAAGUUUCUGUAGGCCUUUUUCAUAUUCAUAAUUCACAAAAGAAUGAGUUUCUUCUUCAAUAAACUAAUAACAUAAAUGUAACUGUAAGUAUCUAUGCAGAAUUGUGCUCCAAAACUUCUCAAAGAAUAAAUGAAUUACCUAAAGCAAAGCUAGAAGUAAAGGACGUUUAUUCUGUAACUGAAUAAAAAGAUACAUAUAAUAUCAUGUUUAGAUUAGUAUGUGACUCACUACAGUGUACUGAUUUAUCAACACUGAAAAAUAACCUCACUUUUCCAAAGGAUAUCUACUUACCUAACUUAUUGUUAGUUAAAUUAUUGUUCAGCAUCCCUAGUUUCUAGAAACUGGUGGAUGUUACUGAAAUUACGACCGUAUCGAACUUAAAAAACACAAUAAAUAUCUGAAAGCACUGGAAAGCUGUUUCAUCUUAUUGUGGGAUUUUUCAGCAACGCUCAUUUAUAUUGUCACUUGAGCUAGAAUCCAGGAACUUAACAUCUAGAUCACCGAGCCAGCAUACUGUGAUUUGCAUGUCUAACUCAAAUCAACCUUCGGUACGGCACAACCAUCUUGCACUGUCUGCUGAGGAGCCCUGUACCUGGACGACACUAAUAUUCAGAGCUUCGAGAUUUUCAGUGGUUUUCUAAAUUGGGUAUUUUAGUAAUUUCAAUAAACUCUCAAUGCUACAAAGAAGAAUUAUACACUUGCAAUGAAUAAUUUAAAAUCAUGGCACUAACCGUUAAAUCACAAGUUCAUGUUCUUACAAUAGAUUAAAAUUGCAUGACUCGUAAUGAUAAUAACAAUACAUUAAUAUUAUAAUUACACUUUUAUUUUAAAAAAAAAACACUUUUUAACAAAAACUUGACUGUUUCUAUCAAUUCUAGAUUAAUUCUCAAGUUGUAAAUAUCGAUUGUCAAAGAUACUUUUAGUAUACUUUAGGAGAAAUUCGAUAACAUGGAUUUGCUAUCAUUAUCAAAAAACUGAUUAAAAUAAUGAAAAGUGUCUAGUAUUUUAUGUUUAUUUUAUGGUUAUUCAAGUUGGUCAUCAGUUAAAUGAAUUAUUAUAUCAGAAUAAGGGGUGAAAUAACUAGAUAGGAAUUUCUGCCAAUAAUGUAGUGAUAUGAUACAAUAAAAACUAUCAAUAAAUGUUUUCAACGUAGAUAUUGCUACCAAGUUAUCAUUUGUUUAGUGGUAUCCAGUGAUUAAAACGAUUGUUCAAGUAAUUCUAUUCAGGAUUAACUAAAUGGCUGAGUUUGGGUGACUAGCGUUCUCAAUAAAAUUCAAGCCCGUAAAUGCUCAAUUAAGAAAGUUAUAGUUUCAAGAUGGGGAACAUUUUAUCGUUCUAUCCAUUGUUUUUAGUAGAAAUGAUAAUUAAAUGUGAAAAGAUCUUUAGUAAGUAUUCCAAUAUCAUAAUUAGGUUUAUGGUGUUCAGAUUUAUACUGUAAUUUAAUCUUUCUAUUAAUUAUUGUACUAAAAUUAAAACUGACAGUAGAUGUCAGUAUAAACUGAUAAAAUCAUAAAUAACUCUGGUUGACUUUAAAGUGUUUUGUAUACUGAGAGCAAUCAUUUUCUUUCCGCUGAAUUAAGAGUACGUUUUGUUCGAGUUCACGGUAACUUUUUAAAUCUACUUUUUACAUGGCAGGAGUCAGUUAUUCAUACAAGUGAUAAAUAACUGAAGUUUCCGUAUCAAACAUUAGAAAAUUUCAUAAAGGUGGUGAUUCUCAUAAUAUUUCAUCAGUUACAUCACUACUUACUAUCUUUCUCGCCUUAUCAUUUUCUUUCCUAAUAUCUGUAGGUCUUGACGAUGAUUUUACCUGUCAUUAUACUUCAGAUAAAUCCCAGUUUUACAAACAAUUAUUAACAUAUGGCCUUUAUUCUUAACGGUACUCUGAACUGAUCGGCUACUAUAUAUUCCUUUUACUUCGCUGUUAGUGUACACUUUACCGGACUGGCAUUCGAGAUACAAACAUUUGACGCUCGGGAUCAUCUCAUUUUUAAAAACGAAGAUAGUUAGAUCUCUUCUGAUUUUAUGGUCGUACAAAUGAUCGAUAAAAAUUAUAAGAAAUGAGUCACUGUCUAUCUUAUAUUGGUAAAUUUUGUGUAUGAUUGUAACGAUACCAUGAUAAAUAGUUGGAAUACAUUCUAAUCAUAUUGGAUCUGAAGGACUAUGGGGUUCAUUCAAUAAAAAGAUAUACCAUCUCUACAAUUUCAAUUCCAAGUGUAUGCCUGAAAGAUAAUAUGCUGUUUGCCUUUACUUUCAGAAAUGAGAAGAAAAAAGGAUAACCUAUUCAUUUAAGUUAUAGGGUUAGGGAAUGUCUCAUGAAAUCAUAAUAAACGGAAAAAAAUUACUGUUGCUUGCCGUACCAAACUUGCAAGAAAGAAGGCUUUCAAUCGGAUAACAUUUGAUUUACAAUGUUUAUGAUGUGUACUAAUGUUUUCUAGUCACUAAUAUGUUUAAACUUGUUGAAGUUGUCAGGUGUCACAGUAAUGCGAUUGGAGUGAAUGCCAACUUCGGCUAUAUACAUUGUUCUGAUAUCUAAUUAUUAGAGCAUUUAUUGUCCAGUUAUUGCUAUUUUUUCGUAAAUCUUCAUCGUUCGUAACUAUAAUAGAACCAAUUUCUGUCCCGAUUCACUAAAUAUGUUUAUAACACACUACUUAAAAACUACUGUCGUUAUAUUUCUGAUGAACUCACAGAACACACAGAAAGAAAUAUUCAUUGAUGAUAGAAUUAAUGAAUAAUGCAGAAGUUUGAUAAGAUGAAAAUGUGUUUGAAAUUUCCAAAUAUUUUAUGCUUUUUAUUAUACUACGAUCAAUGGUUUUAUCGAUGAUUGGGUUUCAAUCCAUGCUGUAUAAAGUCACAUACAUAAAGCUGUUUAGUAUGAUAAUAUUACAAAAAUGCUGUUGUCAGACCCAUGAAUGAAGUAAAAUUUGAUGAAUAUAUGUGUGUCAUCAAUUAUUACAGUUGGUUUUUAUUUAGCUGUGAGAAGUGGAAAGUAAAUAAAAAAGUAUUUCUCACUUUGAUUAACUACUGAAUAUGAAAUUGUUUGUUAUGUUCUACAAUCACAACUUUCAAGUUAUUCUUAAAGUCCAGAAAAGUCUUCUGAAAUCACUUCACAUAAGUAGUGAUAUGUUGUUAUCUUUCCGUCUGUCCAACACUGGAUAUUCAUUGUAUGUGACUAUACUUAUCUUUGUUAACAUAAUGAUUGUAAGGAGAAAGUAGAAAUUAAUGGUGAACGAUUUGAUUUCAAAAGAAUAAAGAGAAUCAUAAAUAAAUGCUGAAUUAUGAAUAAAUAUUUAACUAGUAUUAACUCCUGUUUGUCUGAUGAUUAAUCGAGAAUAGUAAUGAAAAUACAAACGUGGGAAAAUGGAUUUAUUAUUUAAUUUCUUCAUUAAAUAUCUGUUUAUAAGACCAUUACAUAGAUAAAUUAUUUGAAAAGUAGUAGGAUUAUUUAACUUGCUUUCUCAUUUUUCAUAAUUAUUAUAGCCAGAAAAUGAGGACAGAUUGAAACAAUUACAGUUAAUGGAAUUGGCUGUUCUAAAUGGUAUGACAUGGUUUGUUGUGUAAUCUUUCUACUUUUGUGUGUUUAUCUGUGUCGGUAUGCUUCUACUCAACUGAUAAACAUUUGCCAAUAAUUAAUAAUUGAACUAACUGCCUAUGAUUGUUUAAAUCUUAUUAAAAAUUAUAAUAACCUGAUUAUAUUGCUAUCCUAACAUUAGCUAGUUAAUUGAUUAGUUGAGUUGUGUUUUUGUAUGUAUGUAUGUAUGUAUGUAUGUAUGUAUGUAUGUAUGUAUGUAUGUAUGUAUGUUUGUAUGUGUGUAUGCAUGUAUGUUCGGUGGUUAUACUCAUACAAUGAGAUCAUGUUUAUCCAUGUGCAUUAAACAAAGAAAACAAGUUUUGGUGCUUCAUUUUUUAGUACUUAUACUAUCUUGCCAAUAUUAUGUUUCGAAGAAGACUGAGACAUCAUUUCCAUUGCUAGUACACUCAUAGUCCAUUUCUAUGUAUGUUUGUAUUCGUGUGUUUGUGCAAUGGUCUCAACUAGUUUUGAUUUCAUCAUACUGUCACUUCUAACAGCAUCUGUCUCUGUUUAAAUGUGUGUGCGUGUAAAUUGGCUUGUGUGAAUAGUUACAGCAGGGUUUAUUGUUUCUUACUGUUUCUUCUAAUGCAUUGAUAACUAUUGUGGUAUGACUGAUAAAAAAUUUAACGCUAUAAAUGUGUAACUUCAUUUGUCGGUGUCAGCGCCUAGUGCUUUGCAUAUCUUUUUAAUAAUAAUACAAAUGUUUAUAUGUGCUCUUACGUGUGGGUAUUAUGUAUUUAUAAAUGAAUAGAUUAUGCUUCAAAUAUUUUGUUUGUUUACAUUUCACCUUCCAUUAAUGUAUACAUGUGAGCAAUUCUUAUAUAUAUAUACAUAUUAGUAUUACUGUUUUUGGUGCGCACUGUCAUUUUUAUUGCUUUCAUUUUAUGUGUUUUACCUGAAAAUUCAUUUGCUUAAAAACAGUUUGUUUUUAUUCAUUGCAUAUCACUAACCUAUACUUGUACCGUAACUGUAUAACAGUAUGUGUUUUCACCACAUUCAUUAAUGUUCACAAUUCUCCUUUUGUCAUCAGUUUCAUCUAGACGCAGCUAGUUUUAUCAAAGAAUAUUUAUGUUCGAUUACUUUUUUGUGAUUGCGUCAUAGUUGCAUAGUAAUACUAACAUUAUUAAUUAACAUGCACUUAUUCAACAUUUAAAACUAUUUCUGCCACUACGAUGCUUUUGUUUAGUCUACUGGAAAUAUGACAGAAUUUAAAACAAGUAAGGAAAGGACAUUGAUAAUGGUGGUUACCAACUUAGCGAAAUCCCAAAGAGUAUAAUUAAGAUAAUGAGUUUUAUUUUUUUAAAAACCUAAGAAUUAGUGUAUAUUACAGUCAGUAAAAUUCUUAUUGAAAAAUAGACUAUAGUAAGUUUUGUACACAGUUAACCUGGAUCAUAAUCGUUCAGCAAAACAUUAAAUUACUCAUAUUGAUUAGUAGUAUUUAAGGCUGUCGUUUGUUGUAAGUGUUUUUUAGAACACUUUUAUGUACUGAACUACUGAAUGGUUAGAUAAAUAAAAUCCAUGACCUACUAAUCGUCUCAAAUGAUGACCGUUUGCUUUAGAACAUUAACAGUUUUCUAGUGAAAAUUGCUAUCACCUAUUUCUGUUCACUUCAAUAAUUUACCAACAUUUAUAUUUGGAAUUCCAGAAUAUUUUUGUUUUGGUUAUUACUAGUUUAUUGUUUGAAGCGCUUCCUACGAGUAAUGUUAAAUUUGGUCACUCGAAAUUAUGGAGGUCGAGUUCUUUCAGGUUAUCUUUUAAGUAUUUGACAUUUAUAUUCACAUGUGGAGAACAAAUUAUUUUCACACGUGAUCCUACCAAAGAAAUGUAAUGGCUAUUUUGGGUUUACUAACAUUAAGACAUGAAUGUAUUAUUAUCGGUAAAUCAAUCAGGAUUAUAAGGUAUGAUUUUGCACCAAUUCUUUUCCAUAUUUUAUGCUCUUGGAUUCACACAUACCAAAUGUUCUCAUCAUUUUAGGAAUACAUGUGACUUGGUACACAGUUAAUCUAUUGUUCCCAUCAGUAAAGUUUAAAUAAAUACUAUGAGAUUUUGUUUAGCUGUUUUCGAUUAAUCUUUCUGCUAAGCAAUUAGAAGACUUAGAAUUACAUUUCAUUUUAUUGUCUGUUAUAAACCACUGGUGUCAUGAAAAAAUUUGGGCUUCUCUAAAUUUCUAGAUUUUUAAACUCCACUUCCUACCGUUUAGCUCAGAGAAGUUAAAGUGGCUUUAUUUAGUUAUAAUUAACUCGUGCUGAUGGUGGGUUGUACAUCAAAACAGUUUCAAGAUAAUACCUUAUAAUGCGGUAGAAAGGUCCUAGUUAUCUGUAAGACUGCAGCUUCAUGUUGGUGAAUAUACGGUCAAUGAUUUGUGGAUAACUUACUGGCAUUGAUAAGUUUAGCCAGGAUUUUAACCAGACAAUUUAAUGUACAUGCUACUUCACAGACUGUAGAUUUUGUGACCAAAAUAGUUACAGCCUAACUGUAGUUGUAGACACCUUUUAUAAUCUCUGUCUAACUGGGCAUAAAUAGAAUACAUUUCUAUACUUCAUCUAUACUUCAUAGUGGUUUCAGUGGUUUCACUACUCUGUCAGUCAGUAUCUUCAUCAAAUCACUGGGAAGAACCUAGAUUUAUUAUUUGUAUUGGUGAAUCGGAAUUCGGUAAAGCCCAAAAACUGCCAUUUGUGUAAAAAAUCUAGUACCACAUGAUAAAUAUUCACGUGCUAAGUUUAUCGAUUCUUUAAUUCCUACUACAACAGUUAUAAAUAACAGAAAAAAUGUAAAAUAACUGUGCUACCUUGAGGCACAACUUGAAAUACAAGAAAAAUAGAACAGUGAAACAAUGACCAGUUCCAGUUAUAAGAUAUUGUCAUCUGUUCUGUUUAUCAUUCCAUCCGUUAUUUAUCAUUUUAUUUUGCAACAUUUCCAUAACAUAUAUCUAUAGAAAUAAAAACGAUUACACUGAUCAAGCUGGUUACUUAGGAAAACGGUAAACAGUUUUUUGUAGAUAAUUGAUUAUUUGUUUAUUUAUGUUUAUAUAUGCACUCUUGAAGGCAACGAAAUGCUGGGUACUGUAUUUACUUGGGGUUUAAUAAUAUUUCACUGUUUUGACAUGUAUGGACAACAGCACUCUAUUCAUCAAUUGAGAGCUUAAACAAUGACUCCGGUGAUACCUUUAAAUAUUUGGGGAUGCUAGUUUGUCAUUUACAGACAGUGAAAAAUUAUGGGCAAAAUUUAAACUCAUUUGGUGGAUAUCUUUAAAUUAUUAUCACUCACUUCAUUAUUUUUUGUUAGAGUACUUAGUUACUUGAAUGAGUUUUGUUGGACAUGGCAACUGAAUAGCUAUAUAUAAAAUCAUCAUUGAGCACCACUUUAGUUAUUUUUCCUUUUUUGAAAGAUACUAUCCGUUUGCUAAAAAUGGAUGCUGAAUAAUAAUAAUUAUUAUUCUAUGUAGUCGGAUUUAAUAAAUAAUAUUUAUGGUUACUAACGUUGACUCACAAAUUGUUUGACAGCAAAAUGAUGUUUGGUGUGUACAAAUGAUGUUUACCGGUGACAAUAAUAUAAGGUGGGGUUUCAUUCCAUGACGGCGUCAAAAUUCUAGUAAUGGUGUUCAAAUUUUCUCUUUCAUUUUCUCUAAAAAAUAUAACAGAUCAGUGUAUUUUGAAAUGGUAACGAAUAUGAAAAUAUGUCAUUUGUAUUCUUGAACGUCAGAUAAUUGGUAAUUGCUUUUAUCUUAAGAGCAUAAUUUUUUCGUAGUGUUCAUAAUUAUGUAGGAUAAUCUUUCAUGUGAAGUAUUAUGUUAGUUUCUGCUAACUCUUAAAGGAUUGUACUAUGUAUUAUGAACUGUUUAAGCACAUGUAUACAUAUUUAUGAAAUUUACAUUACCUAUUAAAAUACUGGGGAACCAAAACCGUUUUGAUGAAAGUAAUCGACUAGGUUUGCAUACCAAUGAUAUUUGAUAAACGUGAUCUGGUUAGAUUGUGAUAAUAUGUUAUGAAUCCUUUUUGUGUUAAAGUAUAACAAGAAGGAUAUCAGAUGAAAAUAACAACACGGUUGCUAUCUCUUUAUGUGAUGAGGUCAAUGAUAAGUGAAAAAGAUUGUUGUAUGCUGCUUCAUUUCUGCGCAGGUUCUAUGUUAAACAUCUAAUGAUAUAAUAUGACACAAUUCACCUUUAUUUCAAUCAUAGCUGACAAUCAUAGUGCUGAAAUGCCUUUUCUUACCUAGAGUGAUGAACCUGAUUAACAUUACUACAUAUAUCGAUUUAUAAACUUACGCUUUCACGUCAAAUCAUACCGGAAAAAUCACCUAAUUGUGAAUGGAUCAAAUUAUGAGUCUACAGUUUAUGUAUUUCUGGAUUGAUGAUACUCAAAUGUAACAAAGAUAAAGUGUUCUAAUUCCAGAUGAUAUUACUAGUCAUUAAAUAAUAAAUCUUUAAUUUAGCAAUAGUUACAAUAAGUUCCCACGAAUUUAUUCUGCCAGUCAGUUUUAUGGUAAAAUUCAUAAAGUACCAACGAACGAUAUUUAGAAAUAAUAAAAAAAUCAGCUAAUUUUAAGCAUUGUAGGACCUUAAUGUUAAAUUAUGUAACAGUAAAAAAAUUUUGACAAUGCGUUACUAUAUCUGUCGUUCAUCAGUUGAAUGGGUCAUAUUAUCUUCCUCUCAUUUUUAUUUCACUCUGCACAAAUUAAUGACUCAGCGACAUUUCUCAUUUUGUUUAUGUUGAACUGAGUUUAUAAUUCACUUAUUAAUGACAAACGUCUUCAUUGUUUAAUUGUAAACUUCAUUUCUUUCUUACUGACAAGAAUGUUAUUCUGCUUAUUUACCAGUUUAUACAUAGCUGGACUUAUAUAGACACAGAAAUAUGUUAUCAGCUUAUAGUUGAUAUUGAAUUGAUGCAUUCUAAGUAUAAGGUAGAGGUCAAGAAUUUGAUUUUAUUAGUUUUAAUGCUUUUCAUGUUAUUGGUUAUUUUCGUUCUUCAUCAUUUUCGUUUGGUAUUUCUCAUGCGUUCUACUUCAAUUGUUGUAACUGAUUUAUUUUCAUGAGCUAAUUUUUCUCGUGAACAUUCUUGUCGUAUUUUUAGUUAUUCAGUUACUUCAUAAACGUCUAAACAUUGUCUAGGAAAUUUGUUAAUGAAGCCUUAGAUCUAUUAGGAUAGAGUAGAUUAUAGGUAGUAGUGUAUCUGAAAUAAUUCUAUAAACAAACUGUUACUCAAUGUUAAAUUUCUAGUAUAAUUGUUCAAAUUUAUUUACACUGGUCAAAAUGAACACAUUCUUCAGUGGUUAUACAUCCUCUUUGUCGGAAAAUAAUAAUAUUCUAAGUUUUGUGAGCUGUGGGUUAAUGAUUAAAUCAUUUAACGUUUAGCUACUAAGUCUCGGGUCCAAACCUUGCUCAGUCUAUUUCGGUUCAGGCAACCGAAUAAUAUCGUUAACCUUCAUACUUAGAGUAUAUGACUCGUAUAUAAGUAUCUGGUGAAUAAAUUAACUGUUUUAUUUCUUUUGUGAAUGAAAAUUGUGUUUAAUAGCAUAUUGCUCUUUUUCAGUUAUAUGGUUAAAAUAAUAUACGGAACCACAUCUUAGAUAGAAUCUAACCAAGUCUGUCAUGCCAUUGUCUGUGACACUAAAUAAGGAUGUCAAAACAGAUUGUCUUUUAAACUGAUUUUUGAAACGAAAUGUGGAAAUUAAUGAUUGCUGAAUCAAAGAUUUAGUGUUACACCUAGUUUUAAACUGAAUUGAGCAUAACAGGGCAAAUUGAACACAAAUAAAGAUGUCCGAAUAAGUGAAAAGAUUGGAUGAAAUCGAUUCCGCGGCUGAAAGGAUCCCAGCUAAACUAAAUUACCAAUAAUCUAUAUAAAACAUUCAUAUCUACACAUAAUAGUACGUUUGAGUUUUUCAUUACAGUAACUUUUUAUUUACCGCCUAUAGUGAAAUUUAUGAAGAUAAGAAAAAAUAUAAACUUUCCAUGCUACGACUGCUAUUCAGAGAGCUAUAACAGUGUGAUAAUAAACGAUUGAUAAUUUACUACAUGAUAUUCAGUGUGAUGAAUUAAAAAACACACCUUAUAGAUUUACACCUCUGUAAAGUGUUAGUAUAUCAGGCCGAGUAGCAUGACUGAUAUGCGAGGUUUCAACAAUCACCAACUUUGUUUAAAUCCCAGAUGAACUAAAGUUUAGAUAACUGACCUCAUUGACCAAUCUCACUUGUUGAGAAAGAUCAUUAACUACUGAUGGCCGUGGUGUGAUUUUAUUACUUUAACACACUGGGAAUCACAGACUACAAGGAUUUGAUCCAGCUAAUCAAUUAUAACCUCAGGUAAAUGAGUUCUACGCUGGAUUUAUGUAGCUUUUAAGAUUAGUGUUUUGUUUUCAGAAUAUUUCUUAGUCACCUCUUAUCUUGAAUUUACUUUUAUGAAACAUUUUGUUCCAAAAGUUGGAAACAGAAAGUUUGGAUAGUCUGUAUUAUGUACUUUCAGUAACUAGUUUUGUGAAAGCUUCACUUGUAUCACAAAUGAUAUCAAAUAUCUUAUUGAAAAUAAUGUAAUUUUAACUACGUGAUAAAAAAUCACUCUGUUUGCACCAUUUCCAAACGUCAGUGUAAUUCAUUAAGAUAUUGGUAUUGUGUAAACUCGAUAUUCAUAUAGCAUGAGAAUGAAAAUGAACACCGAGAAAAGUACAACCGGCGAUCCUCUUUAAACAUACAUGUGCAUCAAUAAGAUAUAAUCCCUUGUUUCAUAUAUGCGUCUGUCUCGUUUCUGUAAAACGUAUAUCUCAAAGUUUUUCAAGUUUUCUAAGGAAUAUUGGUUUAAUUACCAUUAAGAUAAAGGAGAAUUUGUUUUUUUAUUUAAGCUAUUUUCGAGUAAAACACGUUUGUUUGUUUUUCCGCGAGGCGUGUCAGCGAAUACGUUAGUAGGGAAUAAAACAGACAACUAUUUAUUUAUAAGUUACAGAUGACAGUUAUAUGUUGGAAUGUUCUGUUUUUUGUCUCAUCUAAGUAUACUGAUAUUGUAAUCGUUUUGAAUGGGCUCCACAAUUAUCGUGAUGUUGGUCAAAAAAGUCCACCAAAAUUCAGUGCCUUCAUAAUGUGAAUUAUUUAUUUUGGUUUGCAAUGAAUAAGUGCAUUUAUUUACAUUGGGUCCCGAGAUUUAUCUUUUUCUAUGAUUUUAUGAAUUAUUUUAACGAAAUGUUCUAUGAAGACAAUUUUAGCCACAACAGUGGAUGAAUCCUACUCUCAUUCAGGCUCGUUGUCCUCCCUUCUAUGAUGUUUCGUCAACCCCAUUCGGAAAUAUAGGUGUUUGAAUUUCGACAAUAUUCCUUCUAUAUUGUGAAAUUAAUCGUAACAGUAUUAUAAUUAAAGACAACACAUAUUGACAUUUGUGUUUACUCAUUCGAAUCUGUUGCAUUUUCAGUCAAUAUUUAAUUCUAGUUAUCAGAGAGACUUUAAAAACUUUCCAUUGAUAAUAUUUCUGGUUUUUUCUUUAUCCCAAAAAUUAUAUAAGCCUGAUGGAGAAGAUCAGGUGAAGAAACGCCAGCUUAUGGAAUUAGCAAUUAUCAAUGGUACUUAUCGAGCUGUGAAUCAACGUUCCAUUUUCCUCCCUUCAACAAAUUUAGCAAGUGAAUUACCUUUGAGGGAUGAGGAUUUACACCAACAAUAUAUAAAUGGACAUGUGAUAAGGCGUUCUCACAGUCCGAUCGAUAAUUCAGAUAUAGCGUUCAAUCGUGAGUGAUAAAGUGCAUGCGUUGAAAAAUAUCUGUACCAUCGUUUGUUGUUCGUGUUAUUUUUUGUGUAGGAACGAAAAGAUUUAUCUCGUAGUUGGUGUUGGUUAAGGGUGCAUGCGUCACUAUAGUAAUUUUGUACAUCUUGAGUUGUUUGUCAUCAUUUCGGUAAUUGGUUUUCAUUUUAUGUUUUUAACUCAAUUGCAUGAUUUGGAAUGUUUGACAUACAUACUUGAUCAUAUCAAAAUGCUUCAUACUUAAUGAUUAGGUACUGGUUAUUGAUCAAACUUGAUUUCAGUAGGGUGUUCAGUUUUCAAAGGUCGGAAUCAUUAAGUAGUCGUAAGUAUCUCAGAUUUCAUAGGGCUUCUUAGUAAUUUAAAGGUGAUCACUGAAGUCAGAUAAAGUUAUAGUUUAUUAGCGGACUGUUGACAUUGAUUCAGGUUUUCGUUUAUAAUUUUGUCCGUAUUUAUUUAAGACUCUUUAUCAGACUGAAGUGUUUUCAUUCUCGUAGUUCGAAAAUUGUUUUUUUGUGGGAUUUGCAAAUUCCAUUAAAACCCAAGCUGGCUAUUCAAAGCUAAUAUAUAUUCUCGAGCCCUUCAACUGAUGUCCCUUCUACUCUUAUUUUUAAGAAUAAUGAACUGAGAUCUCAUUAUAUGUUCGAAUACGAUUGCAACAUACAGUAUAAAUUAAUAGAAAUGAGAAUAUGAAAAUGUGAAGAUUUAAAUUCAAGAAUUCUCAAUUUCUUAUUAGUUAGUAUGAAGCAGUUUUCAUUUCUCUUAUUUUAUUCUUAUUCCGAUCUUCGAAAUCCUGCUACCGCUGUUUGAUAAAUAUUAAUUUUCAUAGUUUAGACACGAACAGAUCUUAGCUAUACCAAUAAUAGGCUUUUCUUAGUGUGGGACUCCUCAGUAGUGCACAUUCACAACUCCAAAUCCGAGAAUUCAGCCCGUGAUUGACUGAAGUUAGACAAUAACACCGUUGGAUACUAGCUCAAAGAUCUAGAGGUUAAGCAUUCGCAUGCAAGACCGAAGGUCCUGGGUUUGACUCUUACACACAAGGUCAUGCAUGUCCACUGCUAAAGAGUUCCUUUAUAAGACGAAAAUGCCAUCCAGUGACUCUACGUUUUCAAUGGUUGUUUAACUAGUAUCAGUUUGUAAUUCAAACUAUGAAAAUAUUCAUGUGCUUAUCAGAUCAAACAACACGAAAUAUGAUAUUAUAAGGAGAAUAAUUUUUUGAACUCCCUCUUUCCGACAAAAAAAAAAUGAUUUAAUACCGGUUGUAUAUGACUAACACAUUUAAACUCUCAAUUUUAAUAGUUCAACUGUUCAAAAAAUUUUUAAUCACACAUAUAAAUUCGGAGAAACUGAACUCAUUAAACUUGUGUUUGUUGUUCAUUGCUGUAUUUGUGAAUAUGACAGAUAUGACAUUGACCCAAUUCUACACUUUAAAAUGUUCAUGGUUCGUUGUACUAAAAAAUAAUAUUUGAUUUCAAAAAGUUUACAAACUUGAUCCAAACAAAGAAAAACUCUAAGAAGUACUUAAAAUACAUAAAGUUGGUAGUUAGUUGUCAAAUGACACGAGUUCUUAUCUUAGUGAUUCUAGAAUUAGCCAACUUAUCAUCUAUGAAGUAAAUAUAUAUUGGACAUUUUUCUACUGAGUGCAAAUCAUUUGAAUAGUGAACAUAAUUUGCAAACUUUGUUCACAAUCCACUCGAAAUUAUACUAUUUAUCUUAAGUUUUGAUGUGCUUAUAAAUUAAAAUGAAGGGUGCAGCCCAUAAGACGAACCAUAAACCGUUAGUUUACAAAAACAUUUUCAUUUAUUCAGUUUAUACAAUAACUAAGCGACAUAUUUUCACAGUUCAAAAUGCUUCAGACGAAAUUCUCUUCUAAAGGUAACAAUAAAAUAAAGUAGUUUUGUAUUUACGAUUCACACAUUUGUUUGCAGAUAAACAUGGAGUAGUUUUUUAGUCUUGUUAGAUUCCAAUGAAAGUUUGUGUUACCAUGAAUAAUAUUUGACAUCUGGUGAUUUAUUAUUCUACUAGUCAUUAUGAACCACAGAUCACUUUCCUUUCAUCAGUAUUUUUAAUUUCAAAAAUGUAAAUAUAUUCGGAAAGUAGGUUUUUACAUUGAAUCUCAAAGAAUUGUUUGUACGAUAGUAAUGUGAUUCCACUUCGUGUUUUAUUUGAUUUUGUCUAACUAGUGGUAAAAUUGAAAUAAGCUGAAGAGCGACUGAGAUUAUCUAGUAGUGGCCACUCAUGAAUAUACAAAGACCUGAAUUCGAAAUCUUCACGUUAAGGGAUAAGGUUAUUCUUUAGUAAUAAAUGGUUAUCAUUUUUCAACGUCAGUCAUUUAACAUUAUAUGAUAAUCACCUAAAGCUUAUGGCCACUGAUUAACUCAUUCUAAAUGAAAUUACCCAAUGCAACUUUGGGGGAAUCUAUCUAGAAGUUGGUUACCAGGGUGGUACUGAUUAGUGUUUAUUUUUGCAGCUUGUGAAGAUUUCUGUUGUUCGACGAUAACAUUCAUUCUGUAUCGGCAUCAGCUUAAAAAAUAACAGAAAAGUUCGCUUUAGAAUAAUGUUUCGCAGCCGACCCACUUACCCGCCGCUCAGUUAUAAUCCUGAUAAUUAGCGAACAAUCUUUUCAAUUUAUUUAAAGUGUAUAAGCGCUUGUUUCCAACAGCGUAGUCGAGAUGACGAUGUCCAUGUUUAAAAAUGAUACUUAUUGUUUGUGAUAGAAUAUCUAAUUACGAGGUUUUUUCUAUUGAUGCUUGAAGCUUUCGAUUGUUGGGUGAUUGUUGGUGAUUUAUUCUCUGCAUAAAGUUGCGCAUAUCAUCAACUGUUUAUAAGUAGGUGAUCGUUAUUAAUGCUUAGGUCAUAUUAUUUAUACUAGUAUUCAUCGAAAGCGAAUGAAUAUUUUGAUAAAAAUUAGACACUGAGUGUAUAAAAGACGUAGAAAAUAGACAUUAUAUUUGAUCAGUCCUACCGAUUAAGAUUCAAAUAGUUCCAACGAUUCACCCGGCAACCUAGUCCGAACUUCUUCACGGAAAAUGAACGAUGAUUGGAAUUACUUGAAUUUUAGUUGUUGAAUUUAUUCAAAUAUAAUUUCAACAUUUACUAUAUGAUAUUGGUUUAAACAAGGAUGUUAAACAACUGUGCAACUAAUUUCAUUUCGCCUACAACAUAUAUAUAUACAUCUAAAUAAGUCAUGCUUCUGGAUAAGUCUAAGGUGAUUUUGAAAUUACACAAAACAACACAUAAUUCUAAUAUCGAUAUCUGACCCAAAAUUAGCUACUGAAAAUGAUUCCAGUAAAGCUGAUUAAUUUUCACAUUGAGUAUGUGUACUGCAUUAGUCAAUGCACUUAACUGCGAGACCAUAAUCUUAAUAGUAAUAGGCUUUGGAUCAUAUUUUAGUGAAUAAUUUUGAGACAACUGAUAGUUUAGAAAGAUGGUUUGCGUAAGAAUCUAUGAUUCUAUGGGAAACGAUGUAUUUCUAGUUAAGUAUUUCGUUUAAGUUUUGAAUAAUUAAAGGAAAUAUGGAAUGUGGUCUUGUUAGAAAUGAUAUAAAGAACGACACUGUAUGACAUCCAUUUGACUAUAAUAUCACACAAACUGUUAAGUACUUGAUAUUUAUAAAAAGGUAAAACUGUUUAAAGAAAGUAUCUAGUAAAUGACUUGUUUAGUAAAAACUGAAUGGAAUUUCCAAAUCUAUCCAAAAAGUGAACUUAAUGAAAACAAAUCAGUAUAUCAUCACUAGUAAAAUAGAACGUUUAGUCAAGAAAAUGAAGUUGAAACUAUGAUUAAACCCUAGGGUUCCUGUUAUAGGAAAAAAAUGAAAUAAAUCAUUUUCUGUCUGCAGUUAACAGCGGUAGUAAUUAGGUAAUUUGGUAAAUUAGUUGAAUUUUCAUUUCAAUUCCGAAAGCUUGGUUGAAACGAAUUAUAUGAUGUUAAAAUUGUUGUAACAACUUAUCUGUGUGUGUAAACGACGGAACAAAAUACAUUUUUAUAAACGUUUUGUAAAUUUUUCGAUUGAGUAGGUAAUGACACAAAAAAUGAUACUCUGUUAAUGUGGAAUAAAUCAUGAAUCUGUGUAGCAUUUCUAAUUGUAAGGUUGUCUUGAUUUAUGCUUUUAUCUAUGAUCUAAGAUAAUGAAGUGAACAGAGAUGAACAUUAUUGUACAAAGAGAUAAUUGCUUUACUUGUCAUUAACAAGCGACACUAAAAACUUGCAGCUGGAUUUUUCGUUUUAUUUGUAUUAUUGAUAUAUGUUUUAGUAUAAUUUCAACUUAAUUUAUUUAGACUUCAUUUAGUAGGUACUGAAAAUGGCAUGAUACAACUCCAUGUUUAAAGACUGUACUUUAUUUUUACACUUCACUGCUUGAUCGAAUCAUGUGAAUUUCGAAAAGAUGUGUUGUGUAACUAGAUGACAAUUCGUAAUAUUGGUUUCUUAUGAUUAUAGAUCAUCUGCUCAAAUAGUUUCCCUAUUGAAUGGUUAUACUAGCUUAGAUUAAUUCACAAUUUUUCUUCAAUUAGUUAAGCCCAUGGCUAAUUCCAGUAGUAAUUAUUAUGCUAAUGUACGUCACUAAAAAACAGCUAAUUAGCUUGUUUGUUAUAGAUUCUUUGAAAUGCUGUUAAAGAGUUUAACAAAUACCUUAUUAUUUGCUCAUUAUGUCUUCCUGUAAUUUCAACAUAAAAAAUUUAUCAUUGAAGAAUUUUAUUCAAAAACUUUACUAUUUCAUAGCUAAUUAAAAUGGUUACGCUUUCUCUUUACUAUUUAUGGAAACCAAUGGUAUUUUGUUGUUUUGAAAAACACCAACAAUGCGGUGUAGUUUUAAGAAUAAUUAAAACCAGAUAAAAGUACAUGAAUUAUAAUCACAAGUGUAAAAUAUGUAGACGUACAACAGAGUCACUUUUAAUUUAAUUAAACAUCCAUCAAUAUCAUUUUCACGAUGUUUGUAUGUAUGGUGAUUUAUUUGAUAUAGGUGACCAAAACUAACCUGAUGAUUGGAGGUUUCUUGCAUGUUUUGAAUGUUUUCAAACCGCUGCCUUACCUUUUUACCCCGAUGCUUAUUUUAUAAUUGUUUCUUCUUUUCUGACUCUUUUCGUUGGUGUUGUAAAAACACAAUUUUGGUGAAGUCACUUCGUGUGUCUAAUUUAACAGGUUUAAUUAAUUAAGUAUGUGUAUACCUAGAGUGACAGAUUUAUUAGAUAACAUUUUGCUUUUAACUUCAGAUAAAGAUCGUCAGCAAGCACAUAUUCAACAAGUUCAACAACACCAACAGCUCAUAUUACAACAUCAGUCACUUACUGUAUUAAAUCAUCAAGCGGCUGCAGCAGCGGCAGCUGCAGCAGCUGCAGCUCAAAUAUUACCAUCAAAUAAAUAUUCUUCAACUAAUAUUUUACCUCAGAUUCAAUCUCAGGUUCUUCCUGUAUCACUGGCAACAAACUGUUUACUUCCUGGAACAGUGAAUUCUGCAUUAUCUCAAGCUAAUUCAAUACAUUCCAUUCCAAAUAAUCAAUUAUCUCAUUCUAUCCCAUCUUUUAGCUCAGCGAAUUUAUCUACGUAUUUACCAAAUAAUAAUAUAUCCGGACUUUUAUAUCCUUUGACGGCAAAUGCAGCUUUAUCUGCAGCCGUCAGUACAGGAUCAGCUACAAAUAAUGGGCAACUUAAUCUAACUCUUCCUUUAAGCCAAAUCGCUGGCGGUAUUACUGGGAAUGGACUUUCUGGUUUAUCCUUGCCGAUUGGUUCUACGUUGCAUGCAGCCAGUAAGUUGUUGGAAAAAUGAAUCAAUUUUGUCUAUUUACCUAAGUUCAGUGACGGCCAGAUCACCAUACAAUAUUUACCGACCGUGAAACUCAAACUUCAUAAUUUCGAUUCCUGAUAAAGUCUGGGAUCUAGGCUGUUCAUAUAAAUCGUGAAUACAUGUAAACAGAAUUUUAGUACAUCCUGAUGGUUAAUAACAUUGCCAAAAGGGCUUAUAAUCUGGGCGAAAGCUAGUCUAUUGGUGUCACUUAGUCAAGAUGGGGAAGUGUUGUGAUAUAAUUCACUCACAUUAUCCAGAUUUAUUUUCUCCAAUUAAUUUUUAACAAUUAAAUAAGAAAGUUCACAUUUUGGCUUCUUUAAGCUAUCAGAGGGUACAAUUUUGUACUGUUUCGCUUUUCAAGAGUAAAUUUGAUAUUUAAGAUCAACUUUGUUGAAUCGAACCAUACUUAAUUCCCAUAAAAUAAUUCACAUUAUACUACAGUUGCUUACUUUUGCAAAAUAUAAAGAUGUCAGAUAAUAUCUGGGUAUAGUCAUUACUGAUGAAAUCAUAACGUUUCUAUUAAUAACCUUAUAGAAACAAUAAGUAAAGGUUUGGUUUUAGUGGUUAAGAACAUCGUACAAAAGAAUAAACACUUCAUCACUCACUAUUAUAUAGAAGCAAAUAAAUUAUACAUUAUUUGCGUAAUAUAGUUGACUAUGUUUCCGAUUCAACGUUAAGGAUAUAGCAAUUUAAAAGUUAUAUUUCUUACUGAUAUGAGUACAAGUACUCUUGAAAUCUUUUUACACGUAUUAUUCUGUUCAUUUAAAGGCCAUGAUCAGUUAGCUGCUGUUGCAGCUGCUCUCCUUAGUGGAAGUGGAACAGGAGGUAUUGGUGCAAGUAAUUCAAAUUUACAGUUAUGCAAUGGUAACGUGAAUAAUCCUGUAUCAGGUGCUCAUAGUUACCCAAUCACUUCACAUACAUCACUUGCAGAUGCUGUAAAUAUUCUGGAAUUCAACAACGCAUCAAAUACACAAGAAACUGGUUCAGGACCACUUAAAUUACGUUCCUUGCAAGCCACAUCAUCCACAGUUUCUCGAAUGCAUCCAUACCUAAGACAGUAAUCAAUGAAUGACGUCAUUGUUGCAAAUAAUACAAAAUCUGCUUAUAUCCAUGACAAAUAGCAGCUGUGAAUUAUUGUGAUUUCUAAUUUACCAGCAGGCUUUCAUUAAAUAAUCAAAAACAGUUUAUGUGCUUUCGUAUCACAAAUGCAAAUGCUUAAUAUCUAACCAGUUCAUUUGUCUUCUCUUAGUGUACUACAUGUAAAUUAAAUUGACUUACUCAAACAUCCCUUAUAGUUACUUGUUAUGCUUUUAUUUUCUACGAAACUUUGCUCAGAACUUGUAUUAUUAUAGUUUUUAUUACUACUGCAUAGGAUAGGGAAAAUAGAGACUGCUAUGUUAAAAGAAAAAUAUUUUGAUAUGGUUUUUUUCAUAGACACUAUCCAUGACACAAGAGUAAAUUGUCAGAGUUAUUAUAGGUGGGAAUUUUUGACUGUACUAUCAACUCGAAUCUACAUCAUGCAUACUGACUAAUAUCUUUGUUGUUAUUCUCAGUUAUAUCGAUAAUUUUCACCACGAAUAACAAUGACGGUUAUUGUAUGUUCAAUAUACAUAUAUAACGAAUGUGUUCUAAUUUUGUUUUUAUUUAUUUUAAAUAAUAUAAAUUUGUGUGAAUUGAUGUAAAACAAGUUUAAAUAUCUUCCCUUCUACCAUUACAGUAGACUUAUUUUAAACUCUAACUAUGUGUAUAUUUGAUAUUACUGUACUAAACGUUUCCGUUAUUGUCAAAUUGUCGUUUUGUGAUUGUUCUCUCUGUUUUUUUCAUCCUAUUUUCUCUAAUUCAUAUCAUACAACAAAAUGUUUGACAACCAUGACAGAAAAUCUAGUUAUGAGACUGUUUUUUAUUUGCCCGUUUUUAGCACUGCCUAAGAGUAAAUUUUUAUCUUCCAGCCCAUAUUACUUUGUUAAAUUUUUUAUACAGUUGCCUAGAUAUUUUGGUUUGACGCUCAUUUCUCUUCAUCUUUUAUUCAAAUGAUUGUGUAAUCGCAUAACUAUAUUAAGUUUAAAAUAAAACUUGUUUGUGAAAACUUGUCUAGAUCCUUUUCUAUGAUGCAUUACUUUUUUAAAAAAAACAAUUACAUCACUUCAUUCUCAUUACUUGAUUUCUUGUAUGAUCUAUUGAAAUGACAAUAUGUUCAUGGGAUUAUUCGCAGUCAGAGUGAUAUUGUCUUCCUUAUGACUGUACCUCCCCCAACCGUUAACUUUUGUCUUCUAUUUGAAUUAUUUAUUUUUAAGUUCCGUUUUAUUUUUUCCUUAUAUAUGACUUCAAAAAUGACCAUUACUACGUUUCCAGUAUUUUUGAUCUGUCAACUCAGCUACUGAGUUAAAUUUACCUGUCAGUUUAUUUACAGGAUGAAAAUACGUUAAGAGAUGUGGUGAAAAAGAAAUGAUAGAUAAAUAGCGAAAAAGUGUUGCAAAAGCCAGAAGAAAAACGAAGAACAAAGUAGAUCCGGAAAAUUAGAAAUGAAUAGACAGCAAAACAGAAAUUCAAAGACAAAUAAUACUUAUUUUUUGUUGAAAAACGUUUACUUUUCUAAAAUAUUGUUAUUUUUUCCUUUGUUAGUACAUGUAUUUGAUUAACGGACCAGACGAUUGACAGGAUAAGGAUUCUCGUCAAUACUUCUAAUGGGACACAUAAUGCAAAUGGCUUAGAAACUGUUGGUAGGAUAAACAUUAGGUUUUUUAUAUUUUCAGAAAGUCCGUAAAUUAAACAAAAGAGUUGUAAUGUUUUUAACUUAUAUAUUUGGCAUACUAUUUCACGCACCGAUUUCUAAUACUUACACUAUAUAAUGUAAAAUAAAGAAUCGUUUUUAUUUAUCGAAAAUUGAUAAGAUUCUAUGCUUUUUCUAAGAUAAUCUAUCUUUAUGUAUGGGCGCUAAUUAUGUCAGAUAGCUACAUGGAUUUAUUUUAUAUGAUCCAGUUACCUAAAUGGAUAUAGUUUUUAAUUCGGAAGCUGUUAUCUUUUGGAACCAAAUCUAGGGUUAUACACGAUCUGAUUUAAGUUAGACUACCACUGAAAACCUAGAAUCAUUGGACGGCCGUUUCAUCCUAGUAUAUGAGUCUUCAGCAGCGCGAAUCCACAACCCUACCCUUGCGAACAGGACCUAGAAUCUUCUAUCUCGUGUCCGAACAUUUAAACUCUAGACCAUGUGCUUACUAGUGACUAUCAUUGAGAGGAAUUUUCUGAAGUCCUAGUGAGAGACUGUGACGAGUGGAGCUAAACCGUAUCGACCAUGAGACAGUUACCCACCA